Messenger RNA from Phytophthora sojae, 372 nucleotides. RefSeq lists its product as hypothetical. The coding region runs from base 1 to 372 and encodes 123 amino acids. The transcript has a single exon. The record is from RefSeq and is a predicted model, not a curated record. NCBI's taxonomy places the organism in Eukaryota, Oomycota, Peronosporomycetes, Peronosporales, Peronosporaceae.
AUGGGCCUCCACAAGGGCUUCUUCGUCGCAGUUGCUCUCCUCGCUCUCCUCAUUGUUGCCGCUCCAGCUGAUGCGAUCACAGAUGAGUCUCAGCCCCGCGAUGCAACCAUCGUCGAUGCCCCACUCACUGGCAGGGGUGCCAAUGCUCGGUAUUUACGGACUAGCACAUCGAUCAUCAAGGCCCCCGACGCCCAGCUACCGAGUACAAAGGCUGCGAUCGCAUCGUCUGUCACCAAGGAAGAAGAGGAACGCAAGAUCUCGACCGGUCUCAGCAAGCUCAGGCAGAAGCUGAGCAAGCGUUUUCACGAUAUCCCGGACUGGCUGCUUCAGCUGCAGGCUUUCCUGUCCGUCGGACUACACCACCUAACGUAA